AUGGGAGACGGUGUACCUGGAGGAAUAGUUGCAGCUGCAAAGAACCGUCUGCAGGUGGUGAAGGGAUUGGAGGAUGUGGAGGUGUCUGAGUGUGAGGGCUGCCCCUUUGAGGUGACCCUCAACCUUGCCUACAUCGAGGGCGUGUGGACCAGAGAUGGGGUGCAGCUUAAGUCCAAGCCAAACUGCCGUAUCAGCAUGCAUGGGAAGAAACACUCCCUCAUACUGAAGAGGGUGGCUCUGGGUGACGCAGGCUUGUUCUCUUUUCAAGCCAAUGGCAUUCAGACAUCAGGAAGACUUAGUGUCAGAGCUAGGGACAUCCACAUAGUGAAGGAGCUGGAGGAUGUCGACACAAUGGAGCGCCAGGCUGUGAACUUCCUGUGCGAAGUCAACCAGGUAGAUGUGGAUGGACGUUGGUACAGGGACGACAGCCGGAUUCGUCAUGGGGACAACAUCAAAAUAAGACACCAGGAGCUCCCAGUCCAAAUACUGCGUCCGCUGAGGGUCAAGAUAGCCAUGUAUCGCCAUCGGGGUCUGCUGGAGUGUCAGGUGUCCCGACCCAAUGCUCAGGUCAGGUGGUACAACUGCAGGGAGCUCCUGCCUAGUAAGAAGUACCAACUAAUCAGCCAGGACGUCUACAGGCAGCUCAUCAUUGAUGACGUCUGCUCUUCAGACGAGGACAACUACACCUGUGAUGCAGGAGAUGAUGAAACCUCCUGUCAGCUUCUGGUGGAGGAGCAGGCUAUCAAAAUAGUGCGAGGAAUGAGCUCAUUGGAGGUGAUGGAGCCAGAACCAGCUCUUUUCCAAGUGGAGACAAGUCUGAAAUCAGGCAGACCCCCCCGAUGGACCCUUAACGGUGAGGUGCUGGAACCCAAUGCGGCAGUGAACAUUGACAGGGAGGGAACCCUGCACAGCCUCAUGCUCACCUCCACAGAAAGCUCCAUGUCUGGGCCUGUGCUCUUUAUGGCUGGCAAGAGUCGUUCCACUGCAAAGCUGACCGUCAGGCGUCCUCUUCAAGUUACUCAACACUUGGAAGACAUAGAGGUGAAGGAGAACAGCUCAGUGACUCUGAGCUGUAGGUUUGCUCCGUCUCCCAGGGUGGUGCGGUGGUUUAAAGGUCGCACAGCCCUAAAGACCUCAAACAAAUACAGCAUGAGGAGAGAAGGGAAACGAGCAGAGCUGACCAUUCAUGGCUUGAUAGGGAUGGAUGCGGGACAGUACCGCUGCAUGGCUGGAGGUUCACAGAGCACAGCACAUGUCAAUGUAGAAGUGAAAACCCUGAAGUUAGUUAAACAUCUUGAGCCAGUGGAAAUUGAGGAGAACGGUGUCGCUACAUUCUCAUGUGAGCUCAACUACGUGGUCGCCAAUGUUGAGUGGGUUGUCAACAACAUCCGCCUCUAUUCUAAUGCAAUCAACCGGAUCCAGCACAUGGGCACUAUGCACAGCCUCAUAAUCAAGAAGCUGCGGCCGCAGCAGAGUAAAGUCACAUUCAAAGCGGGCCUUCUCUCUGAGACAACCACCCUAAAGGUUAAAGAGCGCCCGGCAGUGUUCCUGAGAUCUCUGGAGGAUGCAACGGGAGAAGAGCAAGGAGAGGUCUGCCUUCAGUGUGAAGUUUCCAAAGAGACAGUGACCCCUGUUUGGAGGAAGGAUGGUAUAGUCCUGACUGCUGAUGAUAAACACGAGUUACUUCAGUUUGGCAAAUCUAUGGCGCUGAUAAUUCAUUCACUGAGCAAGGAAGACGCUGGACAGUACACUUGUGACCUGGGCACCAGUCAGACCAAGGCGAAAGUUACUGUACAUGACUUACAUAUUACAAUCAUUCAGCGUAUAAAGACAACAUCUGUCUUGGAGGGCGAAAGCUGCACUUUUGACUGUCAGCUCUCUCAUGAUCUCGAUGAUGAGCCUUCCUGGACCAUUAAUGGCGAGGUGGCUGUCACCAACAGCCGUAUCCAGGUCAUCAACAACGGCCGCAAAUAUAAGCUGACCAUCAGAGAUGCUAUUUUAACCGACGCUGGAGACGUGGUCUUCACAGUCAAAGCCCUUAGCUGCAGGACCAUGCUCUUUGUUAAAGAGAAGCCGGUACAUAUUUUCAGGGAGCUGUUGAAUGUCAAGGCGGUGCCGGGCGAGGAUGCAGAGCUGAGCUGUGAGAUCACCAAACCAGAUGCUACGGUCCGUUGGCUGAAAAAUGGCCAUUUGAUCAGAGAAAGCCCAAAGUAUGAGAUGAGUGUGGAAAAACACUUAGCACGAUUGGUGAUCAAGAAUACCACAAUCAGAGACUCUGGAGAGUACUGCUGCGAAGCUGAAGGUAUAGCUUCACGAGCUAAGCUGGAGGUCAGAGACCUCCAGCACACGUUUGCUAGGGAGUUAAGAGAAACACAAGCAGAGGAGAAGGGUAAAGUGACCCUGGAGUGUGAGACUAGGCGGCCAGCCAAGCGUGUGAUCUGGCUGAAGGGAAUGGUGGAGCUGCGGGCUGGUAGGAAGUAUGUCAUCAGGCAAAAAGGGGUAGUGCUGUCCCUGACCAUCACCUGCCUGGAGAAAUCAGACACGGAUAUUUACAUAUGUGAUGUUGGCACCAUGCAGAGCCGGGCACAGCUGACUGUGCAGGGACAGAGGGUUCUGAUCCUGGAUGAAUUGGAGGAUGUUGAGUGCCUCGAGGGAGACACGGUCACAUUCAAGUGUCGAAUUUGUCCCAGUGACUACAUCGGGGUCAAGUGGUAUCUGGAUGAGACUCUGCUGUACACCAAUGAGCUCAAUGAGAUCCAGAUGCUGCCUGGAGGCUACCACAGCCUCACUUUUCGGCAGCUGGCCCGCAAAGACACUGGCACUAUUUCAUUUUCAGCAGGGGACAAGAGAUCGUACGCCUCACUGCUGGUUAGAGAGAGGCGCCCCACCAUCAUUACAGCACUGGAAGACUGUGAAGCUAUUGAAAGAGGUGGUUUGGUUUUGUCUUGUGUGACCUCCAAGCCGUGUCACAUCCUGUGGUACAAAGAUGGCUGUCUUAUGUGGAACUCCUCAAGGUAUUUUGCCACUCGCUCAGGCUGCGAGGCCCGACUGACGAUUCGGGAGGUCUGCAACGGUGAUGCAGGAGUCUAUGAGUGCAGUGCUGGAUCUGUUACAACAAGGGCUGUUGUAACUGUCAAAGCCAUCCCGGCAGAAUUCAUACAGCCUCUAAAGAACGUGGAGGCCAAAGAAGGGGAGACGGUGACCCUGACCUGUGAGUACUCUCUGCCUGGGGUGCAGUUCCACUGGUGGAGAGGUUUCGAGAGCAUCAGGGCCGGAGACAAGUACAUGAUGAAACAGAGAAAGACAAUUAAUUCCCUCAUCAUCAAAUCUGUGAAGCCUGUGGACUCAGGAGAAUAUUCUUGUCAAUGCAGAGAUCACCGCACCACAGCAAGCAUCAGAGUACAGGCUAUUCCCAUUACUUUUGUACUGCAUUUGAAGAACAUGCAAGCAGAGGAGGGAGUCAAUGUCUUACUGCGCUGUGAACUGUCUAAACCUGGACUGCCAGUAGAAUGGAGGAAGGGACAGGAGCAGUUGUGGAACGGGGUUAAGCACCAGAUAAAGAAAAGAGACACCACCCAAGAGCUUCUUAUAUGGAAGCCUGUGCCUGAGGAUAGUGGUCUCUACAGCUGUGUGUGUGCUGAUCAAUUUACAUCUUCCACUGUCAAAAUCAAUGCGCUGCCAGUAACCUUCAAACAGAAGCUGAGAAAUGUGCUGAUUGAGGAGGGCAACACUGCUACUUUACGGUGUGAGCUGUCCAAAUCUGGGCACAGCGUGGAGUGGAGGAAGAAGGGGGAUGAACUCAUCAGGAAUGGAGAAAAAUAUCAAAUGAGGCAGAGAGAUAUGCUGAUUGAACUGAGGAUCUUUGGUGUAACACCUGAGGACAGCAAUAUCUACACAUGCAUCUGUGGAAACAUAGAGAGCACUGCAACACUGACUGUGAAUGCUCUACCCAUCUCUUUCAAGCAAAAAUUAAAGAACCUCCAGGUGGAGGAAGGACACAACAUCACUCUUCAUUGUGAGAUUUCUAAACCUGGAAUCCCAGUGGAGUGGAUACUUGGAGGUGAGCUGUUGGAGAAUGGAGAGAAGUACCACAUCAAGCAGAGGGAUACCACCUUGGAGCUGAUCAUCAGAGAUGCUGAUCCAGAGGACAGCGGGGUGUACACCUGUGUGUGCAGAGAGCAGAGGACUAAAGCCACUGUUAAAGUUAUUGCUGUUCCUGCCACAUUCAAAGUGAGCCUGAAAAGCCAGGAGGCUGAAGAAGGGAAGAGUCUGACAUUACGCUGUGAGCUGUCUAAGAAGGGAGUCCCUGUGCAGUGGCAGAGAGCUGGCCAGGUGUUGUCUUCAGAGAUAUCCCGAGGGAAAUAUCAGAUGGAGCAGGACGGAAAGAUAGCUCAGCUGACCAUUCUCAGUGUCCAAUCAGAGGAUGCUGGGAAAUACAGCUGUGUUACAGGAGAUGAGAAAACCACUUCUGAAGUCAAAGUCAAAUCACUUCCUGUGACAUUCAAACGAGAGCUCCAGUGCAUGGAGGUGAAGGAGGGAGACUGUGGAGUUUUUAGCUGUGAGGUCUCCAAACAAGGAGCUCCAGUGGAGUGGAGGAAAGGCAGAGCGAUCCUAAAGCCUGGAGAGAAAUAUGAGAUAAAGCAGGAGGGACGCCUCAUAAAACUGAUCAUCAACAACAUAGAGGAGAGUGAUGCUGGGAUAUAUACCUGCAAGACUGGAGACCGCCAAUCAACUGCUGAGCUGACUGUGCAAGAAUCAGCUGAGCGCAGACGCCAACGAGGUUUACCACCAAGCUUCAAGUUUCCACUAGUCAACCAAGAGGUGACUGAAGGCAACAGUGUGGUCCUGCGGUGCGAGCUUGACAAACCUUCCCCUUCAGUGGAGUGGAGGAGAGGAGCAGAGCUGCUGAGGAAUGGAGACAAGUACCAGAUGAGGAAAAAGGAUCUCCAGGUAGAGAUGAAGAUAUCAGACCUCUGUCUGGACGACACUGGAGAUUAUACCUGCUUCUGUGAGCGGCCAAUCAGAUUCCUCCAGGAACUGAAGAAUAUUCAGGUUCAGGAGGGCAAUGGGGUGACACUGAGCUGUGAGCUCUCCAAACCUGGCACUCCAGUUCUGUGGAAGAAGGGAGACAAAGUGCUGACCAAUGGGGAGAAGUACCAGAUGAAGCAGAGCAGCUCCGCCCUGGAGCUUCUCAUUAGGAAAAGCCAGCCUGAGGACAGUGGCACAUACAGCUGCUUUUGUGAUGACAUAAAAACUACUUCUACCGUAAUCAUCACAGCAAUCCCAGUAACUUUUAAACAAAAGUUGAAGAACCAGGAAGCUGUGGAGGAGAACAGCGUGACGCUGCGAUGUGAGCUUUCCAAAGCUGGGGUCCCGGUGGAGUGGAGGAAAGAUGCUCAACUCCUGAAUGAAGGAGAAAAAUAUCAGAUGAGGCAGGAGGGCAGGAUGGCUGAGAUGGUGAUCAGGAAUUUAACUCUAAAAGAUGCCGGGGAGUUCAGCUGCUUUGUUGGCUGUGUUGUGACUUCAGCAGACAUCAAAGUAAGAGCUAUUCCUGUAACAUUUAAGAAAGAGGUUUCAAAUUUGGAGGUGAAGGAGGGAGACAGCGGAGUGUUCUGCUGUGAGCUCUCCAAACCAGGAGCACCGGUGACCUGGAGGAAAGGCAGAGAGGUCCUCAAAGCUGGAUACAAAUAUGAGAUGAAACAGGAGGGUCGUCUCACCAAACUAAUCAUCAACAACAUGGAAGAAAGUGAUGCCGGAAGAUAUACCUGCAAGACUGAUGACAGCCAAUCAACUGCUGAACUCAUUGUCAAAGCUCCUCCCAUCACAUUCAAGACUAAGUUGAAGAACCAGCAGGUUGAGGAGGAGAACAGUGUGACGCUGAACUGUGAGUUGUCAAAGCCUGGCCUUUCUGUGGAGUGGAAGAAAGGACAAGAGCUGUUGAAAAAUAAUUUCAAGUAUCAGAUUAAAAAUAGAAACUGCAUCAUGGAGAUGACCAUCAAGAACUCACAGCUUGAGGACAGCGGGCUUUACAGCUGUAACCACGGUGAUGUCAAGACCACAGCCAACAUCACCAUUACACCUAUCCCCCUCACCUUUAAAAUGGGUCUGAAGAACCAGGAAGCUCCUGAAGGAGGCAAUGUGUCUCUUCACUGUGAGCUGUCCAGGGCCGGGGUGCCUGUGCAGUGGUGGAAGGCAGAGGACCAGCUCUAUCAUGGGGGAAGAUAUCAGAUGACGCAGAAAGGUCAAAUAGCUGAACUGCACAUCAAAAACAUCCAGCCGGAGGAUGUUGGGGAGUACAGCUGUGUCCUGGGAGAGCAGAGGACAACGGCAGAAGUCAACGUGAGAGCGGCAGCAUCCGUGUUCUUUGAGAAGGAACUGGAAAACCAAGCCGUGAUAGAGGGGAAAUCUGUGCUGCUGUCUUGUGAGGUUUCCAGUGCUAAUGUCCCUGUCACUUGGAAGAAGGACAACACAGCGAUAGAAGAAGGAAGGAGAUGCAUUAUAAAGAAGAAAGGCCCCACACAUACUCUGGAGAUCAAGAAACUGUGUCUGGAGGAUGCUGGAGAGUACUGCUGUAUCAGCAGAGGCAAGAAGACCACUGCCAAGCUGAUAGUGAGGGAGCGCGUGCGGAUUGUCACAAAUCUGCUCGACAUAACAGUGACAGCGGGCGAGGAUGCAGCGUUUGUGUGUGAGCUAAGCCACGCGGAUGUGACUGAAGGCGUCUGGUGGCUUGGCUCCAGCCCUCUGCAGAAGAACGAGAUGAACCAGAUGACAUGCCGGGGUCGUGAGCACCGACUGGUCCUCACUAUGACCACACCUGAGGAGACGGGCACCGUGGCAUUUGUGAUUGGGGAAGAGAGGACUUCUGCAAGUUUGCUAGUUGUGUCUAAGCCCAAAGUUUUGUUUGAGGAGAAUCCUAAAGAUGUUCUGAUCAUGGAAGGAGAGACAGCAACUUUGUCCUGCAAGAUCUCUGAUGUAACCUCCCUGGUUACAUGGAGGCGGAACCACAUCCCCCUCCGACAUGGUGAUAAAUAUGAGCUACGCAAGGAGGGUAAAAUCAACCUACUGCUGAUCCGUGAUGUGGAUCCCCUGGAUACUGGCACAUACUCCUGUGAUACCGGAGAUGUGCAGAGCAAUGCCAAACUGACUGUAACAGAACUCCCUCCAUUCUUCCAAGAGGAGCUGCAGAGUCUUGAAGUUGAAGAGGGAGGUUCAGCUUCUCUGUACUGUGAGCUCUCUAAACUUGGAGUGUCAAUACAGUGGAAGAAAAACAAGCUGUCAUUAAAAGACAGCAGGAAAUAUGAGAUUAAACAGGAUGGCUGCCUCCUCCAGCUCCACAUCAAGGAUCUCAAACUUGAGGACAGUGGCAGCUACGCCUGUCAAGCGGGGAAUGCAGAGACCACUGCAUCUGUAACAGUAAAAGAGCUUCCUCCAUUCUUCAAGAAAGAGCUAAGAACUGUGGAGGCUGAGGAAGGUAGUGCAGCCACCCUGUGCUGUGAGCUCUCCAAGCCUUUUGUGUCUGUGCAAUGGAAGAAGAACAGAUUACCUUUGAAGGCUAGCAGAAAGUAUGAAAUGAAGCAAGAUGGCGGCGUCCUGCAGCUUUACAUCAAGGAUCUUAUACCUGAAGAUCGUGGCAGCUACACAUGUCAAGCAGGAAGUGCAGAGACCACUGCGACUGUCUCAGUGAAAGAGCUCCCACCAUUUUUCAAAACUGAGUUGCAUAAUGUGAGAGCAGAGGAGGGAGGUAAAGCGACCUUGUGCUGUGAGCUGUCAAAGGCUGGAGUGUCAGUCCAAUGGAAGAAGAACAAGCUGCCACUAAGAGCCAGCAGGAAGUAUGAGAUGGAGCAGGAUGGCAGUCUCAUUCAGCUCCAUAUACAAGAUCUCAAACCUGAGGACAGUGGCAGCUACACAUGUCAAGUAGAAAGUGCUGAAACAACAGCAACUGUGUCAGUCAAAGAGCUCCCACCAUUUUUCAAAGAGGAAUUACAGAAUUUGAAGGCAGAGGAGGGAGGCACAGCCACCCUGUACUGUGAGUUGUCCAAGCCUGGAGUGUCGGUCCAAUGGAAGAAGAACAAGUUAACACUGAGAGCUAACAAGAAGUAUGAGAUUCAGCAGGAUGGCUGCAUCAACCAGCUUCACAUCAAAGAGCUCACACCUGAGGACGGUGGCAGCUACACAUGUCAGGCAGCAGGGGAAGAAACCACAGCAACCGUGAGAGUGAAAGAACUCCCUACAUUCUUCAGCAAAGACUUGGAAAGUGUAGAGGCUGAUGAGGGAGGUGCAGCCUCCCUCUGCUGUGAGCUGUCUAAGCCUGGAGUAUCGGUUCAGUGGAAGAAGAACAGGCUGCCACUGAGAGCAAACAGGAAGUAUGAGAUAAAGCAGGAUGGCUGCAUCCACCAGCUGCAUAUAAAGGAGCUCACACCUGAGGACAGGGGCAGCUACACGUGCCAGGCAGGGAGUGCAGAGACCACUACAACUGUAACAGUGAAAGAGCUUGCACCAUCCUUUGACAAAGAAUUACAAAGUGUGGAAGCUGAUGAGGAAGAUUCAGCCAUCUUCUGCUGUGAGCUGUCUAAGCCUGUAGUGUCAGUAAUGUGGAAAAAGAACAGGCUGCCACUGAGAGCUGGCAGAAAGUAUGAGAUGAAGCAAGAUGGCUGUGUCCUCCAGCUCCAGAUCAAGGAUCUCAAACCUGAAGACAGUGGCAGCUACACAUGCCAAGCAGAAAGUGUGGAGACCACUGCGACUUUAUCAGUGAAAGAACAUGCACCAUACUUUUACAAAGAACUACAAAGUUUUGAGGCUGAUGAGGGAGGUAUAGCCUCCUUGUGCUGUGAGCUGUCUAAGCCUGGAGUGUCAGUCCAAUGGAAGAAGAACAAGCUGCCUUUGAGAGCCAACAGAAAGUAUGAGAUGAAGCAGGAUGGCUGUGUCCUCCAGCUCCAGAUCAAAGACCUCAUACCCGAGGACAGUGGCAGCUACACUUGUCAGACAGGAAGUGUGGAGACCACUGCAACUUUGUCAGUUAAAGAGCUUCAAACAUUCUUCAAGGAAGACCUAUGUAGUGUGGAGGUGGAAGAGGGUGGUACAGCUUGUCUGAACUGUGAGCUGUCUAAAGCUGGAGUAUCAGUGCAAUGGAAGAAGAACAAGCUUCCACUAAGAGCCAACAGGAAGUACGAGAUGAAGCAGGAUGGCUGCCUCCUCCAGCUGCACAUCAAGGAUCUUAAACCUGAGGACAGUGGCAGCUACACAUGUCAAGCAGGAAGUGAAGAGACCUCUGGAACUCUAUCAGUGAAAGAGCUCUUACCAUUUUUCAAGAAAGACCUAUGUAGCCUGGAGGUGGAGGAGGGCGGUACAGCCUCUUUGAACUGUGAGCUGUCUAAACCUGGAGUGUCAGUGCAAUGGAAGAAGAAUAAGCUGCCACUUAGAGCAAAUAGGAAGUAUGAGAUGACGCAGGAUGGCUGCAUCCACCAACUGCAUAUCAAGGAGCUCACACCUGAGGACAGUGGCAGCUACACGUGUCAAGCAGGGAGUGCAGAAACCACCGCAACUGUGACAGUGAAAGAACUUGCACCAUUCUUUAAGAAAGAACUACAGAGCUUAGAGGUUGAGGAAGGAGGUGUAACUUCCCUCUGCUGUGAGCUGUCUAAGCCUGGAGCAUCAGUACAAUGGAAAAAGAACAAGACUCUACUAAGAGCCAACAGGAAGUAUGAAAUGAACCAAGAUGUCUGCCUUCUUCAGCUCCAGAUCAAGGACCUUAAACUUGAGGACAGUGGCAGCUACUCAUGUCAUGCAGGAAGUGAAGAGACCACUGCGAAUUUAUCAGUGAAAGAGCCCCCACCAUUCUUCAAGGAAAACUUAUGUAAUGUGGAGGUGGAAGAAGGAGGUACAGCAUAUAUGUAUUGUCAGUUGUCUAAGGCUGGAGUAUCAGUUCAGUGGAAGAAGAACAAGCUGCCACUGAGAGCCAACAGGAAGUAUGAGAUGAAGCAGGAUGGCUGCAUCCUCCAGCUGCAUAUCAAGGAGCUCAAACCUGAGGACAGUGGCAGCUACAUGUGUCAAGCAGGGAGUGCAGAAACUACUGCAACUGUGACAGUGAAAGAGCCAUCACUGUUCUUCAACAAAGAAUUACUGAGUAUGGAAGCUGACGAGGGAACUACAGCUUCCCUCUGCUGUGAGGUGUCUAAGCCUGGAGUGUCAAUGCAGUGGAAGAAGAACAGGCUGCCACUGAGAGCCAACAGGAAGUAUGAAAUGAAGCAGGAUGGCUGCCUCCACCAGCUCCACAUCAAGGAACUUACACCUGAAGACUGUGGAAGUUACACAUGUCAUGCAGGAAGUGUGGAGACCUCUGCAACAGUGACAGUGAAAGCUCUACAACCAACUCCUGCAAAAGCAGAGCCUUCCAUGGCACAGCCUUUGGCAAAGAACACUGUUUCCAAACCAAGUCCAUCUCCAGAGGAUGAGAGGCCUGUUAUCCCAGAGGCUAAACCUGUUCCUCCUGAGCCCAAGAAGAGAACUAGGAAGGCGUCUAUGACAAAUUCAGAACAUGAACAGGAGGCCAUGUUUAACCUAAAACAGACUAUCCAGAGGGAGAAUAGGGAAGACCAAAAAGACAUCAUACCUGCAAAGUCUAUAGAGAAAGAUGUUAAUGUUGCACAGAAUGUAAAACAUGAGAAGAAUAAGGAGAAAGACAGCGAGGUGCACAAGAAAGUUGACAAGACAAUGCGACCUCUCGAGAAAGACGAGGGAGUUGACAGAGCUUUCGAGAAGCCAGAAAAGCCUUUGGCAACAGAAAAAGAAGCUUUAAUGGAAAGAAGACAGCCAGAAAGAAUUAAAGAGAAUAAACUUGAGGUUGAACAUAAGGAAAGUCAGUCAGACAGAGCUGUGCUUGAACAAAAUAAAAAGGAGUUGCUGGACAAAGAAAAUGAAAUUGAUCAGAGGCCAAAACAACAAGGGAAGUCUCUAGAGAGGAUAAGGGAAGUUGACAGAAGAGGAAAGCUUCCAGAGCCAGAACUGUCGAAGAACAGUGAGGAAGAAAAUCAAUAUCUGAAACCAUCUGAAAAAUAUACAGAGAAAGAACAAACAAAGGAACCAGAGAAGUAUGCUGCAAUGGAGGAGGAACCUUUGAAACCACCUCUAAGAUCUAAAGGAAAGGUGACAGGUGGGAAAGAACCUCUUAAAAGUAUUGUUAAGGAAGCAGAGGAGAUCAAUGUGCCAUCAGUGAAGUUGACAGUGUAUGAUUCGGAAGAAGACCACAAACAGAUAAGCAAAGUGAAACAAGUGUCGACAGAGGCAGAUAAGGCGAAGAGACCACUGAAAGAACCAGAACAGAUGGAAAAGGAGGCUGAAAUUGCUGCUCCAAAACCACCUGCAAGGAUGAAAGGCAAAGGAAAGGGAGGAAUGGAUAAACAGUACUCACGGGACACAGAGACUGAUCAGGAUGAGCAGCAGCCGACAAGAGUUGUGGUAAAAAUAUCAGAUGAUGAUAAGCCAAUGAAACCAUCUUUUGAUAUUUUGAAAAAGGAAGUUAAGGAAAAACCAGGAUUCGAGAGGAAAAUAUCCGUUACGACAGACACUGAGAUCGAUGAGAAGUCUGAGCAGACUGUAAGAGCUCCAGAGAAGGACGCAAAAAUCAAACAGCAAAUCAAAAAACCAGUAACAACAGACACUGAAAUCGCGAAAAUUAAGCAGCCUGUGAAAGCGCCAGAGGAGGACACAAACGUGAAACAGCAAAUCAAAAAAACAGUAACAACAGACACUGAAAUCGCGAGAACUAAGCAGCCUGUGAAAGCGCCAGAGGAGGACACAAACGUGAAACAGCCAAUCAAACAACCUGUUAAACCCAUGAGAAAAGAACCUGAAGUGGACCAGGAAAUAAAGCUGGUAGUCGAGCCAAUGAGAAGAGUGGAGGAACAACAAACAACAAAGACAACAGAAGAAAUCCCACUCCUCUACAUUUCUGAGGAUGAAACCUUCUCAGAGGCUUUGACUGAGAUUCCAGCACACUUCAACAAUGACAGCACCCCUGAUAUUUACACUGACAGGUCAACACAACCGUCUGAUCUUCUUCUUGCUAAUGUACAGACAGCACAAAAACCAAAUGAAGAAACACAAGAGUUUGACAUCAGCAUCGAGGAUGAACCACAACUGCAAGAGGCUGCAGUCAAAAUCCAGGCUGCAUUUAAAGGCUAUAAAACCCGUAAAGACAUGCGUCCCGUCUUUAAAGAGGUGUUUAAGAAUCAGAGUUCAGAACUUCAUGGUACACUUACUCUAGAGUGUGUUGUAGAAGGAAAACCCAGCUCGGUGCGCUGGCUCAGAAACAACCAACAAAUCACCAUCGACCAUCGCUGCCGCAUUGAGACCACAGAGAGCGGUGUUUGUACUCUGAUGAUCAAAAACCUGACGGCACAUGACAGUGGAAUCUAUACAUGUGAGGUGGUGAAUAAGUUUGGUGUGACCUCCUAUAAUGGAAACAUAACAGUCGUACAGGCUCAGAAGCCCACCCCUGACGCUCAGAGGCCUGUACACCCACCUCUCGCAGCUAUAACUCCCCUGCAACUCGCUCCACAAAAGCCUGAAGUCCAGGCCACAACACAGACUCAAACCCAGGUACCUGCCUCUGCUACUGAUGAUGCAAACUAUGUAGAGGGUGUCACUGAAUCCCUGUGGGAGGCCUACAAUCUGACGGAGCAGGACGCUCAGUUGAGACUGCAGGAGAGGAGAGGAUCCUCACUCAUUGCUGCCAGCUCAGUAUCAAGUCCCUCUGAUUAUGAAACAGCUCCAGAUAUGGAACCUGUUGAGACUGGUCCAGCUGUACUGAGGGAAGUGACAAAAGCAGUGGACCAAGUGCCCCCACCAAAAGAUGAAAACGAACAGACACCUCCCCCACAACCUCCUAAGAGACUACUGAGUGUCAAAGGGGCUCAUGAAGGUAAAAUGAGAACGCCCUCUCCCAAACACCACCGUGCUCACACACCCUUAACUAGUACUGUCUCUGGAUCAGAGUCAGAAGGGGAGCAGGAUAGACGAGAGACGUUUGAAAUGUACGUGGCUCGAGCUGACUGCAGUCCCGACAGUGGAAAUAAGGAUAGCUUUGUUCUGAAGGAGGGUCAGUUUGUGGAGGUCCUGGACUCUGUUCAUCCUGAUCGAUGGCUGGUGAGGACCAAGCCCACCAAAACCAACCCUGCUCGACAGGGAUGGGUGUGUCCGGCCUACCUGGAAAAGAAGAGGAAGGAGACCUUCUCACAGUUAAGAGCACCUCAAGAGGACCUCGAUGGGAUUGGGUCUACAGGAGAAGAGUACAGAAGAGCUCUAAGCCAACUGAUCCAAGGCCUCAUUGAUGGAGAGGAGGAGUUUGUAAAGGAGAUGAAGAUGUUCAUCUCUCACCAGUUAAAUUAUUUGGACUCUAGCCGAAACGUCCCCAUUAAUGUCCUCAACCAGAAAGAGAUCGUUUUCAGGAAUAUCAAAGACAUUGUGCUUCUGCAUGAGAGGUGUGUCCUUCCUGGUCUGAGAGCGUGUGCCACAGAUGAUGAUGUGGCCAUGCAUCUGAUCAAACACACAGAGGACUUUGAGAAGUAUCUCCACUACAUGGAUGGACAAGCACAAGCAGAGGCCUGCAUCAAUGACAAGGCCAUCCAACAGUUUUUCAAAGAGUUGGCACAAUCUGGUAAGCCUGAUGCUCCAAUCAUGGACGUCCUGACCUUCCUCCAAAGACCAGUGGAGAGGAUUCAAACAUACCAGGCUUUACUGAAGGAAUUGAUAAAGAACAAAGCCAAAAGUGGCCAGAGCUGCUGUCUUUUGGAGGAUGCUUUCUCCACGGUGUCCUGUCUACCCUGGAGGUCUGACAACCUGCACCAGGUGUCCCUCAUCGAGAACUACCCUGCUCCUCUGACCGCUCUGGGCGAGCCUGUGCGACAGGGAGUCUUCACAGUGUGGGAGGAAUCUCCAGAAAGUAAAACGGCCUCUAGAGGGCAUCAGAGACAAGUCUUUCUCUUUAAGGAAUGUAUCAUACUGUGUAAACUCAAAGGUGAUACAUACUCUUUCAAGAACAAAAUGAAGCUGAAUGAUGUGGAAAUAAAGGAGAGCCUAGGUGGAGAGGAAAAGUCUUGGGGGUUGUGGCAUGAGCACAGGGGCUCGAUGCGGCGGUACACCCUGCAGGGUCGCUCCUCUUUGAUCAAACUCUCCUGGCUCAAGGAUCUGAAGGAGUUACAGCAACGGGCCAGCCAGCCUACUAAUUGUCCACCUGUAUUUGAGUCACUUUUGUCUGACUGUAAAACAAAGAUAGGACAGACAAUCAAACUGACCUGUAAAGUCACAGGAUCACCAAAACCAGUGGUUAGCUGGCUCAAAGACGGCCUUCCUUUAGAAGAUGACCCUCGUCACAUCAUCUCAGCAGACCGCUCAGGUACCUGCAGUCUGAUUCUGGACAGCCUCACUGCAGAGGACUCUGGACAGUAUUCAUGCUAUGCUACCAGCCCCAUGGGCAGCACUGGUACUCUAGCAAAGGUGGUGGUGCAGGCUCCACCAAGAUUUGUGUCCCGACUGGAGAGCGCCUGUCUAAUAGAUGGAGAAGAUAUACAGUUUAUCUGCUCCACACUUACUACUCCUUUACCACGGAUCAGAUGGUUGAAAGACGGCAAGGAGUUGACUGGCCAGCAAAAAUACUUCAUCCAGAAUGAUGCUCGCAGUGGGAUCUUGUGUCUGACAGUCAUCAGUGCUACAGAGGCAGAUAUUGGACAAUAUGAGUGUGAGCUUUGGAAUGAGUUUGGCUGCGUUAAGUGUAAGGCAGGGCUGUGCCCAGCUUAUGUACCAACGAUUGACAUUGAGAACGACCAACCACAGGACCUGCCUUCCAAAGCUAACUCUUCACUCCUACGAACACAAGAUGGUCAUGUGCUGGACAGGUGGCACCUACAUGCAGGAGUGGGCAUGUGCCCUUAUCCUGGUUGUUGUGUUGCGUUAAUGGGGUUAAACCCUCAAGUACGGAGAGCUGAAUAUAGCACUGAGGAGGUUGUUCCUACAACAGCAUCAGUGGAUCAGGCACAACAGCAGCCGGUGUAUUACCUGGAGGAAGAGGAGGAGGAGAUCUAUAUGUCAGAGUCAAUGCAGGAGAUGACAGCUCCACCCUCCAUCCAGGUGCCUGCUGAGGACCUGUGUGUAGAGCCCGGCCAACCAGCUACAUUUACUGCUAUUGUCACCGGAAGACCAACUCCUACAAUACAGUGGUACAAGGAUGGAGAAGAACUUGCAUCUGAUGAGAAUGUGGAGAUAGUGCAGCAUGGUGCCCGCUGCUCACUGAACAUAAUGUGCCCUGAGGGAGAGGACAGUGGCAUAUACACCUGCUUUGCCUACAAUGACUCUGGCCAUGCCUCAUGUCAGGCUCAGCUGACCGUGGACGAAGGUCCGCUGGAGCGUCAGGAGAGAGAGGUGGAGCUGGGCAAGAGAAGGAAGUUAUUCUCUGUCUAUGAUGUCCAUGAGGAAAUUGGAAGGGGAACAUUCGGGGUAGUGAAGCGUGUGGUUCACAGAGGGACAAGUGAAGUGUUUGCCUCCAAGUUUCUGCCUCUGCGCAGCAACACCCGAACCAGAGCCUUCCAAGAGAGGGAUCUGCUGUCCCGUCUGGCUCACCCCAGAGUGGCCUGUUUGCUGGACUUCUUUUGCACCAGACGCACGCUGGUGCUGAUCACAGAAAUGUGUUGCUCUCAUGGACUUCUGGACCACUUGUUCGUGAAAGGAUCUGUCUCAGAGAAAGAGGUUCAGUCCUACAUCCAACAAAUCCUUGAAGGCGUGGGUCACAUUCACAGCAUGAACAUUAUGCAUCUGGACAUCAAACCUGAUAAUAUCCUCAUGGUGUAUCCGCCCAGAGAUGAAAUCAAGAUCUGCGACUUUGGCUUCUCACAAGAAAUAGACACAUCCAGACACCAGUACAGCAUGACUGGUACACCAGAGUUUGUUGCCCCUGAGAUUGUUCACCAGGAACCAGUCACUGUGGCGUCUGAUAUUUGGUCUGUAGGUGUUGUAGCCUACAUAUGUCUGGUGGGCCGAUGUCCUUUCGUGGGUGAGACGGAUCGUGCUACACUGCUGAGGGUGGGAGAAGGCACUCUGAACUGGGAUGCCCCUGAUGUCACCUACAGGAGCCAAGAGGCCCAGAAGUUUCUCUACAUGCUCCUCCAGCCAGAUCCAGAGAAGCGACCAUCUGCCUUUGAGUGCUUGAGCCAUGAAUGGUUCCAGGAUGAAAAUGCAGGCGAGGAUACUGAUGAAAUCAACACAAAGAUUUUGAAAAUCUUCAUCUCCAAAAGAAAGUGGCAGCGCUCUUUGACUUGCAUUGGGUCAGUUCUCACGUUGAGGCCCAUCCCUGAGCUGCUGGAUGCUCCACUCAGAGACACUGCGGUCACAGUUCCUCGAGAGCCUCAGGAGCACAGCAGCACCUCUCUGAGCAGCGGCUCCUCCUCAGAGUAUGAUGAAGCUGACUCCUGGGACUUCUUCCAGCACUACAGCCAGACUGAAGAGGAGGAGGAAGAAACAGAGGAGGACUAUGAUCCUUUAACAGAGAGAGCGCGCAUCCCAGAGCCUGUCACCAAGCUCCACCUGGAUGCAGAGGAGGAAGAAGAGAUGACACCAGGGGAGGAGGAAGAGGCAGAGAUGUUAGGAAGGAGAAGUGUAAUAGAGCGGAGUAUUAGUAGACAGUCAGUGGCGUCAUCUGAAGCCUCGUUACAACAUACGCCUCAAAGAGAGCGUAGGUUCAGUAAAGACAGUAGUCCGUCCCUCUAUAUGUCUGAUGGGGAAGAGGGUUCAGGGAGUGAUGGAGGUCGUAUCCCUCGUGGGAGCGUCAUUCGAAGCACUUUCUACAACACCUCUCAUCAGCUGUCACCCAUGUCCGCCAGACACAUGACUUUAAGGGACAAAUUCCAGGCUAAAAAACAGGAAAGAGGCCGCAAACCACUCCGCAGGAGCUUUUCGGGACGUCUAAAUGAGCCUCUUAUUGAAUACGUGGAGGAUGACACAGAGACAAAUCGUGCCCAGAGACGGGCUUCUAUUCAAACUUCAAUGCAGAAGUCCUGUUCCUUUGACAGCGGUGUUAGCCUCGCCCACGCCAAUCUACCCCCUCACAGGAGGAGCAGGUCUCUUGAUGAGUCUUCUCGGCGGUCUCCAAGCUCACCAACACGCACAAAGUCUGCUGAGGAGGAAGGCUCUCAAAGUGUGAAGGAGGAUUUUACAGAUGACGAAGUGGCAGGGAGAAACUUGUUGGCCAUCCCAGGUCCACCUCGCAGACCCACGAGAAGAAGAGGCUCUGUUGCUCCAGUACAAGGAAGUAAUGUGCUGGGUGGAUCUUCGGUUCCAUCGAGCUUCCUUGCUGGAGACAGAAGGAGCCCCAGGAUGGAGCAGGAGCGAGCCGAGGGUGACACCUUUGCUGGCUCCCAGGGCUCUCUAGCUGAGUCGUCUAUUUUGGAGCAUGGUGGCUCCGAGUCUUCAAGUCGAGUCGGCUCCUAUGAGGAGCUGAGUCAUGGUCAUCUCAGAGAAAGAUACAGAUCAGGAGAGAGUGAUGGUUAUGAUGAACAGGGAGAGCCUCUGAUUACUUCAUCUCCUUCCUCGUUCCACGAAGUCAAACCUAGACGUUUGUUACCCCAGGCCCCGCCACGUACCCGCACUCGCUCCAACCCCAACUUAUCAAUAAACAGCAGAGCCCAGUCAGGGACCUCGCUGUCGGCAAGCCCAAGUCCAAGUCUCUCAUCACUCCAGGCUCCAGAAAGGCCUCCUAGAGCCAGGGACAAGAAGGAGGCACAUGGGCUCCAAAGGCAUGCAUCUGCUCCUGCCCUCGAAGUCCGGCCACCUACUGGUAGGUCACCCAAGCUGGGACUGCUAAAAAUCUUUCGCAGGCAGUCCUGGACCGGUCAUUCGUACUCUGAGCUUGAUAACGUGGAGCUAGGACCCACGCUGGGAGAGAUCAUGAAGCCGGAUACACCCACCAUGUCUUUGAGGAAGAAGAUGAGAGCUUCAGCUUCCAGCCUGACCAAGCUGUUUUCAAGGUCUUCUAGUAAAGAGGACGUGAGUAAAGGAGGGCCUAUAGUUAAAGGAUCAGCUCCCAUUCCACCAGAAAGGCACAGAGGCAGCAGUCAUGAGAGUUCAAAAAAGAGGACGUCUAAACUCUUACCCUCUUUCAAAGUACCUGGAUUCUUAAAGACAAAAGAUCUGCCAAUCCGUCCAAACAAGGCUGAAGUCUUCCAGUUAGAUGGAGGUGGAGUCCUGCUUACUUGGAAACCAGUCCAGUCCGGUGACUCUGUCACCUACUGUGUUCAGUACUGUACAGAUGGAGGGGACUGGACGGUCCUGUCAGAGGAAGUCACUGAUAGCUGUUAUGUGGUGAAGGAUUUACCCAGAGGAGCUUCUUAUGUGUUCAGGAUGGGCUGCAUCACCAAGACAGGAGCAGGACCCUUCAGUGAUGCCUCAGCACCUGUUGUCAUGUCUACUCAUCCUGAGGAAAUUCACAUUCCUCUCAUCCAGACUGAGUCACUGGGGUCAAAGGUCAAGGGGUCAGAGAGACAAACAACACACAAGAAUUACAAUUUCCUGUCAGAGAUCAACAGAGGUCGUUUCAGCGUCGUAACCCUGUGCAGGGAUGCUGACACCAGCCAAGUGUUCGCUGCAAAGAUCACUCCUUACCAUGCAGAGCAGAGACUGCUGGUCCUGAGGGAAUACCAGCUACUGAAGAGACUUCAUCACCCUCAUCUGGUGCAGCUGCACACAGCCUACAUCACCCCACGCUACCUGGUGUUAGUGGAGGAGCUGUGCCCGGGCAAGGAGCUGCUCUACAGUCUGUCAGUGAGAGAUCUGUAUUCAGAGACUCAAGUGGCAGAGCUGCUGGUUCAGAUCCUGAGUGCAGUUGACUACCUUCACAGCCGCCGAGUCAUCCACCUGGACCUGAAGUCUGACAACAUGCUUGUGGAUGAUGGCAACCACCUAAAGAUAAUUGACUUUGGCUCGGCCCAGUCCUUCACGCCCGGUCAGCCUCUCCAAAUAGAGCACAUUCACGGCCUGUCGGACAACAAAGACUGCCGCAGCAAAGUUUAUAUUGUCCUCCCUAAAGCUCCGGAAAUCCUGGAAGGUCAGGGCGUCGGGCCUGAGACUGACAUUUGGGCCAUAGGAGUCCUGUCAUUCAUCAUGUUGAGUGCAGACAGCCCGUUUCAUGCAGAGCACAGCUGGGAUCAAGACAAAAAUAUCAAAAAGGGGAAGAUCCAGUUUGGAUGCUGUUAUCCUGGUCUGUCCGAGGGAGCCUUAAACUUCAUGAAGAGCAGUCUGAAUAAUAAAUCCUGGGGGAGACCCACCGCAGCAGAGUGUCUUCAGAUCCCUUGGCUGCGUGCACAUCGUACCCCACACAAAGCCAGACCCUCCAAAGUGUGUUUCUCCACGGACAAGCUUAAAGAUUACCUCAAGCAGAAGGAGGAGAAACGAGACCAGGUUCACACCAAGCUUCAGGGUCCCUUCUUUCAGUAAGGACGCACUGUAGAGGUUUUGUUUCACCAGCACAAGAAGCUUUCCUGUGUGUCUCUUUUAAAUCACUGUAGAUCCUCUGAUUUUGAAAAUGUGAUCUGUCUUAAUACCUUUCUUUUUGUGUAUCUAUCCAUUAGUGUGUAUAAGUGAGUGUGUUAGUUUUGCAUUGGUUUAUAUGAGAACAUAUCAGGGAUAAGGUUAAGUCCAAGCAGUGAGUGCAUGAGUUGUAAAAUGUUGAUUUUUGUGACAUGUCUCAGAAUCAGGCAUGAGCAGGUUUGGCUUAGAGGAAAAAAAUUGAAGCAGCAAUUUUUCAGAGUGAUACAUUAAUGAUAUAUAUAUAAAAAGAUGCCAUGUUUUGCCCUUGAGUUAUACUUUAACUUAACUAGAGAAAAGGAUUUAUUGAAAAUCUCUUCAUACUUAAAUUUUGAAUGAUUUAGAGAAUAAAAAGAUACAUUAUAUGGCUCAAAGAUGGUCAUUUUCUGACAUUCUUUAUUCAGACUUAUAUGUAUACAAACACCAAAACAUACACACAAGUCAUUCAAAUAUAAUACUUCCGGUCACAGUACUUCAGAUGAACAGAUUUCAUUCUUCAUGUGAGCCGUUAUUUGAUCAACAUUAAAUUAAUCACACAGAUAAAUCACAGAGGUUUUGAAAAUUCUCUCAACUAUGACUGAAAAUAUUUCUACUGUAUGUUAACUCAACAAAACAACUAAAUGCAGAAGAGACUGUUUUGAGUGUGUGAAUUAGAAACAGACUUGUGAGGCAUCUCACAUGUUGAAAAAAAAUGC
Molecule: messenger RNA, 20261 nt
Organism: Notolabrus celidotus (New Zealand spotty)
Lineage: Eukaryota; Metazoa; Chordata; Actinopteri; Labriformes; Labridae
Gene: obscna
Product: obscurin, cytoskeletal calmodulin and titin-interacting RhoGEF a
Biological process (GO): protein phosphorylation
Molecular function (GO): guanyl-nucleotide exchange factor activity; protein kinase activity; ATP binding
Source: RefSeq, a predicted model, not a curated record